Humulus lupulus (European hop) is the source of this 4446-nucleotide messenger RNA. RefSeq lists its product as uncharacterized. Gene Ontology annotation, biological process: telomere maintenance; DNA repair. Lineage: Eukaryota; Viridiplantae; Streptophyta; Magnoliopsida; Rosales; Cannabaceae. Gene Ontology annotation, molecular function: DNA helicase activity. The transcript is spliced from 5 exons. Bases 1 to 4446 code for a protein of 1481 amino acids. The record is from RefSeq and is a predicted model, not a curated record.
AUGAAGUUGGACAAGCUAAGAAGUGAAAUUGAAUUGAUUCAAUCAAAUGUUCAGAUUCUCCUCCAACCAAAUGGAAGUAUAGAUGACAAUUAUACUACAUCAAUACAAAUUAAUCCAAACAGGCAAAAAAAUAAAGAAAAACGUCUUCUUCAAAUAGUUGAAUACGAACAAGUAAAAAGAAUACGUCACUAUAAUAACGAGGAUGCAAAUGAUUCAACCGAAAAAGACCAACACAAAGAAGUUAGUAUCCAUGGACUUCGUAGCAUACAAUUGGAGGGGAAACAAGCUCAUUACACAACACCAUGGAAUUUCGGACCCCCUACAUAUACAUGCCAAUAUUGUGGUGCUAUUUUAUGGUAUGAGGAACGAACUAAAAAAACCCAAAAUGCUUCACAACCCAAAUUCUCUUUUUGUUGUAUGGAAGGACGUGUGCAAAUACCACUAAUGAAAGAAACACCUCAUUUACUCAAAUAUCUCCUCGGACCAGAUUCUGCCCAAAAGGGCUUGAAGUUUCGAAGAAAUAUACGAGCUUAUAACUCCAUGUUUGCUUUCACAUCAAUGGGAGGCCGAGUUGAUACGUCGAUCAACAAAUCUAGAGGUCCUUAUGUAUUCCGGAUGAGCGGUCAAAAUUAUCACCACAUUGGUUCGUUAUUGCCAGAUGUUGGGAAAAAACCACAAUUUGCUCAACUAUAUAUAUAUGACACUGAAAAUGAGAUUGGAAACAGAAUCAACACAUUAUCAAGUCAGGGGAGAAAGCCAGAAAUAGAACAUGAAAUUGUCCAAGAAUUAUCUGAAAUGUUGGAUCAACAUAAUAGUUUGGUCAAAUCUUUUCGAAUGGCAAGGGAUAGAUUCAAAGAACAACCUGAAUCAACGUUUCAUUUAAGACUCUUAAGUCGCAGGGCUACAGAUGGUCGUCAGUACAAUAUGCCAACAGCAUCUGAAGUAGCAGGCUUAAUAAUUGGUGAUUUUAGUGAAGCAAACUACCAACGCGACGUUAUUGUAGAGCAUCGAACUAACGGACUUCAGAGAAUCACUGAUUUGCAUCCAAGUUUCAUGUCUAUGACAUAUCCAUUGAUACACCCUUAUGGUGAAGAUGGAUAUAGAAUUGAUAUACUCUUAAGAGACUUAACUAAGACCUCUUUCAAGAGGCAAAAGUUGAUAAUGAGGCAACAAUAUUGUUUUAGGAUGCAGCAAAGAUUAAAUGAGGGGCACACUCUUCUCCGAGCUAGUAGACUACUACAACAAUAUAUAGUUGAUUCUUACAUGGCAAUUGAAGAAGAAAGAUUCCGUUGGAUACGAAAUAAUAAAAAAAAACUCCGAUCAGAUCUUUACUCCGGCUUAAUGGACGCUGUUCAUCGAGGUGAUUCCGAUUGUUCAAGAGUUGGAAAAUCAAUUAUUUUGCCUUCAUCACACACUGGAGGACCACGAUAUAGAGUUCAAAAUUACCAAGAUGCAAUGGCCAUUUGUAAGUGGGCAGGAUAUCCUGAUUUGUUUCUUACUUUCACUUGCAACCCAAAGUGGCCAGAAAUAAAUAAUAUGCUGCAUUUGAUUGGGCAAAAAGAUGAUGACAAUCAAGUGGAUAUCAUAUGCAGAGUUUUUGAGAUAAAGUUAUUCCAACUAAUGCAGGAUCUCAAAAAAGGAAAACCAUUUGGAAAAAUAAUUGCAUGUCUUUACACAAUUGAGUUCCAAAAAAGAGGCUUGCCCCAUGCACAUAUACUUCUUUUCUUACACCAAACAUUGAAAAAUCCAUCAGCAAAUCAUAUUGAUGAAAUAAUAAGUGCAGAAAUCCCAGACGUACAUAUCGAUCCUGAUGGUUAUAAUGCAGUCAACAAAUUUAUGAUUCAUGGACCCUGUGGCAAGCUCAAUCCUAACUCUCCGUGUAUGAUGCAAGGCAAGCGCACAAAAUAUUUUCCUAAAAAAUUCACAGACCAAACGACUGUUGACACAGAUGGCUUUCCGGUUUACAAAAGAAGAAAUACAGGUAUCCGUGUUGAAAAGAAAAAUGUCUUCUUAGAUAAUCGUUAUGUGGUCCCUUAUAAUAGGAAUUUGAUUGUCAAAUUUGAUGCACAUAUUAAUGUUGAGAUUUGCAAUUACUCAAGGUCAGUCAAAUAUCUAUUUAAGUACGUUCAUAAAGGGUCUGAUAGAACAACAGCAACAAUAGAAUCUAUUGACACUGCUGAACAAAUAGAUGAGAUCAAAACAUAUCUUGACUGUAGAUACAUAUCAGCAACUGAAGCUUGCUGGAGAAUCUUCCAGUUUGACAUACAUUACAGACAACCAGCUGUUGAAAGAUUACCAUUCCAUUUGCCUGGAGAGCAUACAAUAAUAUUUGAAGAGAACAAUUGCACCGAAAAUGUGCUUUGCAUACCCGGAAUAGAAAAAACAAAGUUCACUGAAUGGUUAGAGACAAACAAGAAUUAUGAGGAUGCGCGUGAACUAACUUAUUCUGAUUUUCCUACAUGUUGGGUUUGGAAUUCAAAAGACAAAACAUGGACAAGGAGAAAAAGCAGCAUAGCAAUUGGAAGAAUUUACUUUGCACAUCCUUCAACUGGAGAACGCUUCUAUAUGAGAAUGAUGCUCAACUUUGUCAAAGGAAGUACUUUGUUUGAAAGUAUUAGAACAGUAAAUGGAGUGACCUAUCCUACUUUUAAAGCUGCAUGCUAUGCUUUGGGAUUAUUAGAUGAUGAUAAAGAGUGGAUCGAUUGCUUGACUGAAGCUUCAAUUUGGGCAACCGGAAAUGAAUUAAGACAUCUUUUUGUCAUGAUACUCAUUCAUUGUCAGGUUUCCGAUGCAUCACAACUUUGGAAAUCUAAUUAUACUACAUUGUCAGAAGACAUGGUUUCAUUACAAAGGAAGAGAUUUGGAAUGAAGGACCUUCAACUAACUGAACAACAAGUGGAAGCAUACACAUUGUUCGAAAUUGAAGGUAUAAUGCUGAAGAUGGGAAAAAGUCUGAAAGACAUAGAUGGAAUGCCCCUGCCUAAUUCUUCUUUAAUAAGAAACUCGGGUAAUAGAUUGGUCAAUGAAGAGCUUGAAUAUGACCAAGAUCAAUUAAAAAUAUUGCAUGAAAAAUCAUUUGCUGUUUUAAAUCCUUGCCAAAAGUCAGCUUAUGAAGCAAUAAUACAUUCUGUGGAGAAUGAAGAAGGCAAUUUAUUUUUUAUCAAUGGACAUGGCGGUACUGGUAAAACAUUUCUAUGGAAUACAAUUAUUGCAAAGCUCAGGUCACAAUCAAAAAUAGUCUUACCAGUUGCAACUUCAGGUAUAGCAGCUUUAUUAUUACCUAAUGGUAGGACAGCUCAUUCACGAUUUCGUAUUCCCUUGGAUGUAACAGCAGAGUCAACUUGUGAAAUUCGACACGGCACCCAAUUAGCUGCUCUUCUUAUGAAAACCUCCUUGAUCAUUUGGGAUGAGGCACCUAUGGCAAAUAAGUUCUGCUUUGAAGCUUUAGAUAAAACCUUAAGGGAUAUUUUAAAAACAAGGUAUGAAAAUAGUGCUACCAAACCUUUUGGAGGACUUACAGUGGUAUGUGGUGGCGAUUUCCGUCAAAUAUUGCCAGUUGUCCCAAAGGGAACAAGAGCUGACAUUGUUGAUUCUUCUCUUAAUUCAUCCUACUUGUGGUCAUUUUUCAAAGUAUAUCAGCUCAACCAAAAUAUGAGGCUCUAUAAUGGAAGUGUUAGUAGCUCUGAGGCUGCUAAAAUCGCUUCUUUUGACAAAUGGUUGUUGCAGGUUGGAGAUGGUACAUUAUAUGAUGACAUUGAUAGACAAUCAAUUAAAAUUCCUUCUGAUAUAUGCAAAAAACCAUCUGAAGAUCCAAUGAAAUCUAUAGUUGAAGCUAUCUAUCCUUCGCUUUUGCAUAAGUACAAUGAUCCAGCAUAUUUGAAAGAAAGAGCUAUAUUAACGCCAAAAAAUGAAAUGGUUCAUGAGUUAAAUGAGAUGAUUAUGAAUAUGAUACAAGGAGAAGGGAGAACCUAUUUCAGCUCUGACAAUAUAUGCAAAGCAAGUGUAAACGCAAAUGAUGAAGACCUUCUAUAUCCACCUGAAUUUUUGCAUAGCUUGAAAUUUAAUGGCAUCCCAAAUCAUGACAUACGACUUAAGGAAGGUGUUCCUGUAAUGCUACUUAGAAAUUUGAAUCAAACAGAAGGUCUAUGCAAUUGCACAAGGUUGAUAGUCACCCGUCUUGGUAAAUGGUCAAUUAGAGGUGACAUCAUUUCUGGAACAAAUAUUGGUCAAAACGUAACGAUUCCAAGAAUUAUCAUGUCUCCCAAUGAAUCAAGGUGGCCAUUCAAGCUCAAUAGACGACAACUUCCUUUGGCCCCAUGUUUUGCGAUGACAAUCAAUAAAAGCCAAGGACAAUCUCUUAAACAUGUCGGCUUGUAUCUCCCUAAGCAAGUAUUCACUCAUGGUCAAUUAUAUGUUGCUAUCUCUCGAGUUACAACAAGAGAAUGA